Molecule: messenger RNA, 455 nt
Organism: Ctenopharyngodon idella (grass carp)
Lineage: Eukaryota; Metazoa; Chordata; Actinopteri; Cypriniformes; Xenocyprididae
Product: histone H2B-like
Exons: 1
Coding region: 35-409 (124 amino acids)
Cellular component (GO): nucleosome
Molecular function (GO): protein heterodimerization activity; structural constituent of chromatin; DNA binding
Source: RefSeq, a predicted model, not a curated record
CAUUGAUUCGUCAGUUUUGCGAUCAUUCAGCAUCAUGCCUGAACCAGCCAAGUCCGCGCCUAAGAAGGGCUCCAAGAAGGCCGUCACGAAGACCGCCGGUAAGGGAGGAAAGAAGCGUAGAAAGUCCAGGAAGGAGAGCUACGCCAUCUACGUGUACAAAGUGCUGAAGCAGGUUCAUCCUGACACCGGCAUCUCCUCCAAGGCGAUGGGCAUCAUGAACUCUUUCGUCAACGACAUCUUCGAGCGCAUCGCCGGUGAGGCGUCUCGUCUCGCUCACUACAACAAGCGCUCCACCAUCACGUCGAGAGAGAUCCAGACCGCCGUGCGUCUGCUGCUGCCCGGUGAGCUGGCCAAACACGCCGUGUCUGAGGGCACCAAGGCCGUCACCAAGUACACCAGCUCCAAGUAGAGUCCCCGAGACUCUCACAGACCCAAAGGCUCUUUUAAGAGCCACC